AGAGUUUCCAACACAUAGUGAUUUUGGUUCUUUUCUUUGACCAUUAUCAUUCAAACAUGUUUCUACAUCUAAACUAAUUUUAAGUCUUUUUCAACAUUUAUGUCAAUUUGCAUCAAGUUUUCUUGUUUGAUUUGUGUAUAAGAUAAGAUAUUUCUGUUAAAUCAUUAUUAUUAUUAUAGCUAGAUAGAUCAAGGUAUACUUAUGAAUUAUAAUAAUAUUAGUAUUACAGAGAAAUUAAAUCAGGAAGAAAUUAACAUGGGAACUGCUGCUCAAAGUUCUUCAGAAAUCUAUACAAGUGAUAGUGAAAAGGGUUUUGCAAUGGGUCAUCACUCUUCUAGUUCACCUGAAUUAGAUGCAGGAGCAAAGUUUGUUCUUGUAUCUCAAGGAUCAUGGUUACACUGUGGUUAUCAUUUGACAACAUCUAUUGUUGGACCUGUGAUUCUUACACUUCCAUUUACAUUCACUCUUCUGGGUUGGUUUGGAGGAAUUAUUUGGCUGAUCCUUGCUGGAGUUAUUACAUUCUAUUCGUAUAAUCUUUUGUCUCUUGUCUUGGAACAUCAUGCUCAGCUCGGUCGUCGCCAGCUUAGGUUUCGAGAUAUGACUAGAGAUAUUUUAGGACCUAGAUGGGCAAAAUACUAUAUAGGCCCUCUUCAAUUUAUCAUAUGCUUUGGGACAGUAAUUGGUGGUCCUCUUGUAGGAGGAAAGAGUCUCAAGUUCAUUUACCAACUCUAUCAUCCAGAAGGAGGAAUGAAGCUUUACCAAUUCAUUAUUAUAUGUGGAGUUGUAACAAUGGUUUUGGCUCAACUUCCAUCUUUUCAUUCCUUGAGACAUAUUAAUCUCAUUUCUCUGAUUCUCUGUGUGACUUACGCGACGUUUCUAACGGUCGGUUCGAUAUACAUUGGUCACUCGAAAGACGCGCCGCCGAGACAUUAUUCUGUAAAGGGCUCUCAUACAGAUAAACUCUUUGGUGUCUUCAAUGGUAUUUCAAUCAUUGCUACAUGUUAUGCUAGUGGAAUCAUUCCAGAAAUUCAGGCAACUUUAGCACCUCCUGUGAAGGGAAAAAUGUUCAAAGGAUUAUGUGUGUGUUAUUCUGUUAUAUUAGCUACAUAUUUCAGUGUAGCUAUUUCUGGUUAUUGGGCAUUUGGAAAUGCAUCUGGUGCAACAGUUCUUGCUAACUACAUUGGAGAGACAAAGCUAUUAUUACCAAAAUGGUUUUUCUUGAUGACUAAUAUACUCAUCCUUCUUCAAGUGUUCGGAUUGACUGCGGUAUAUUUGCAACCGACAAACGAACUAUUUGAAACGAUUUUUGGAGAUCCGAAAAAAGGACAGUUUUCGAUGCGCAAUGUCGUGCCGAGAGUACUGUCUAGGUCAAUAUCAGUAGCAGCAGCCACUCUCUUUGCAGCUAUGUUGCCAUUCUUUCCGGAUAUAAUGGCAUUGUUUGGAGCAUUUGCUUUCAUUCCUCUUGAUUUCAUUUUGCCUAUGGUUUUUUUCAAUAUAACUUUCAAGCCUUCCAAACAAAGCUUAAUAUUUUGGGUGAAUACAUUGAUUGGAGGAGGAUCUUCAAUUUUAGUUGUGAUAGGUGGAAUAGCAUCAAUUAGACAAAUAGUCCUUGAUGCUAAAACAUAUAGUUUAUUUUCUGAUUCUUAAAUAUGUAUAAAAAUUAUAAAUUGUAAUAUAGUGAGAAACAAUACACAAUUCAUUUUUAAGUUACUUUAUAUGUUUUCUGAUAUUUAAUAUUAUAUCUGGGCAUAUUUGAAAUAACAGUGAGUUUGACAAAAUUCCAAUGAUAAGGUUAUUUUAUUAAAGGUUAAUCAUAUGAUCUGAAUCUCGUAUUUAUUCUUAUGGAAAUUGAAUAAAAUUUGAAAAAGAAAAAAAAACAAAAAGGUGGAAAAAUUGAAAAGGAAAAUGAAAUUAAAAAGAAAAAAAGAAAAAAAAAAUUUGAAGGUGACAUUGAAGUUAUCUUGAAUUUUGGCCAUUUAUGAAGUUUUCCUACACUCAACUAUUACGUGAACAUUAUGUAAAAGGAAUCUCAAUUUCAACAAUUAUUAAUUAAACCAUAGAUACACAUAAUUUAGACUGUUUACUAUCACUAAAUCAUCCUAAUUAUUUAAUUUUAAUUAAAACUACUAAAUUCACACUCAUAAAUAACAUAAGGGUCAUGCUAACGAGUGCUCCAGGGGCACUCUUUAAGCAUUCUAAUUAAAGAAUAUAUUCUAUAGAAAAGUUAACAAUUUCAAUUUCCGAGACAAUUAAUACACAUAUUAUCAAGAAAAACUUACUAUUUUAAGGCCUUAAAGAGUGCCCCUGGGACACUCGUUAGCAUUUCCCAUAACAUAAAUAUAAAUAAAUUCACUGAAUUUAAAUUUACAAUUAAAAUAAAUAAGAAUUAUUUUGAUUUUUUGAGUAUGAAAGUAAUUAAGCAAAGCAAAGCAAAGCAAUUCAAACCGAUUCCAUCGCUUCCGUUUCCGUUGGUAUCUCCGCCGUCAGAAUGAGUAACAAAUCCACCGGAACAAUGGUGGUUACCACCACCGCUACUACUCAACAGCCACAAGAAGUAGUUGAAACUCCGAAGAAGCCUUUCAUCCCUUUCUUCCCCAAUUUCAAUUUCAACUUCAAACUCCCUCCUUUUUUCUUCCCACCAAAACAGCGCCAACAACAUCAGCAUCAGGGUGAGGAAGAAGGAAAGGCUCCGAAUGUUGUGACGUUUCCGAAAACCGAACAAUCUGCUGUUGUUAUUCCUGCGCCUCUUCAGGCUCAAGCUGAUUCUCAGGGCCUUUCUGCCAAGACUUCUGAUCCCUUUAAGCUUUACCAGAUUUAUGCAGUAGGAGCAUUCCUUGUUUCGAGUUGGAUUUGGGCAAGGUGGAAUGAGAGGAAGGCUCGAGGGAGGUCUCCGAAUGACGAAGAUGAUGGAACUGGAUCACAGGAAAAUGAAUAGAUAUUUGUAGUACUUGUAUACAAUAAUGAUGCUACUUGAAUAUUUUCACACUGUUUCAAAGAAAAAUUUGUUUCAUUUUCUUCA
Molecule: messenger RNA, 3019 nt
Organism: Vicia villosa (hairy vetch)
Lineage: Eukaryota; Viridiplantae; Streptophyta; Magnoliopsida; Fabales; Fabaceae
Product: GABA transporter 1-like
Exons: 8
Coding region: 202-1647 (481 amino acids)
Cellular component (GO): plasma membrane
Source: RefSeq, a predicted model, not a curated record